AUGCCUAGCGCUGUGCCCGAGUUCGCCCUGUGGUGGUGCUUUGCCAAGCCGGUUUUCUCGUGCCACAAGCAGCCCUGGGCCUUUGGUCGUGGUUUGGGUCUGAUUCUUGACGGCCCACGCACGCCCAUCAGACACUGGCUCGAGAGGGGUCAUUCUGCACUGGUCGUGGGGAUCCGAAGUCGGCUUGCCCUUGUGGGACGGGCCGUGUGCUGGUCUGCCCUUGAGAUCCCGCUAAAGCCAGAGCUGCCGCCCCAUGGUAUUUCUGCUUCGGCAGCGAACAACAACUGGAUCCUGUUUGUGUCAGAAGAGGUGGACGGACCCAUGAUGGAUGGAGCCCUGUUGUUUCUGUGGGACGGGAGCCGGCGGCUACGUACUACGGUAGAGCCUAGACGACCCAUGCAGCCAGAGCUGGCUGAAUCCGUUCCCAUGGGUGGCUUUGAUGUUCAGUCCUCAUCCUACACCAGUGGCUGUGAAAGUGCAUCUUUCGGCUCCUUCAACUCGAACCCUUCGUCGCCCGGCUCGACCGGCACAAGAUCCACGUUUAGGAGACUGCCAUCGCCGUGGAGCACAACACCUCAAAGUCCCUGAGGCCCCGCAUCUGUCGUGCCACCCAGCUGCAACAGAGUCAUCCUGCGCCACGAGGAAGCAGCCGAACAUGCAACAGCAAUCUUCCUGCUAGCCAGCAUACAUAUGAUAGCGACUACCGCGAGUCUUUGGCGAGUCACAAACCAUGCAUGCGUGGAGGCAGAAAGGAGCCUCAGCACUCGUUCUUCUUUUGGCGUGCCGGUGCCCGUUUGGCGGGUCUCGAUCUGAGACAGUACGGCUCGGCGAUGAACUGCUCGGCCGAGCGGACA
Messenger RNA from Microdochium trichocladiopsis, 854 nucleotides. RefSeq lists its product as uncharacterized. The transcript is spliced from 2 exons. The record is from RefSeq and is a predicted model, not a curated record. NCBI's taxonomy places the organism in Eukaryota, Fungi, Ascomycota, Sordariomycetes, Xylariales, Microdochiaceae. Bases 1 to 588 code for a protein of 195 amino acids.